Messenger RNA from Schistocerca americana (American grasshopper), 828 nucleotides. RefSeq lists its product as uncharacterized. Bases 1 to 828 code for a protein of 275 amino acids. The record is from RefSeq and is a predicted model, not a curated record. The transcript is spliced from 4 exons. NCBI's taxonomy places the organism in Eukaryota, Metazoa, Arthropoda, Insecta, Orthoptera, Acrididae.
AUGACAGCGCCACGUGGUGGUGGCAGGGUCGCCACCGCCACCGCCGCCGCCGCUGCUGCCGCCGCCAGCGCCGCUAAUGAACCCAUAAAGCAUCGGCGCGCCGCGAUCGGCGCCCAGAUUGGCCCGGCCAGCCGUACGGCGGCGGCGGUCACUCGGCAGAUAGCAGCACGCGAGCCCAGAGCGGGGCGCCGCUACGUUUUUGUCGUGUCGCCCCGCACUGUUAAUGCGCCGAUAAGGACGGCACAUUACGCGGCGGCUUCUCGGCUGGCGGCUUACGAGCUGAGCCGGCAGAUACGGCUCGCCGAGCAGCGCGUCACCGCCGCCUGUCCGCUGGUCGGUGUCGCGGCCGUAUCUGACAGCCCGCCGCGGGUAAUGGUCAGCGCAGAUGAACAGCCGCGGCGGCCGACGGCCGGAUUAGACCAGUGCGCCCGUAACGAGCGCUGCCGCAGGGGAGGGACGUGGUCACGACGCGACGCGGCGGGCCACCAUUCCAGGAAACGUGUCCCGCACGGACGGCCGCGUUCCAGCCGGCGGCAGCUCCUGGAAGACUGGACGCCGGAGGCUGGAGGCGACGCUUUUACGCGGCUGGCUGCGCUUAAUUGGCUGUCGGCACGCCCGGCAGCGGCGCAGACGUCCCGACCACAGCCGUACGGCGCUGCCGGUCUCGCCUCGUCUGGCUUCGCCGCGUCGCGGGCUUCACAGCUGCGCGGCGGCAAAAAGCGCGAGGGCAGAGCGCCGAGAGCGCCGACACGCUCCAGGAAUUCCCGGGGGCUGCGCCACUUGCCGGGGCAGCGGCCAGUGGGCAGCUGUGGCGAAAGGCCGCGAUGA